This is a messenger RNA of Asparagus officinalis (garden asparagus), 1037 nucleotides long. RefSeq names its product outer envelope pore protein 16-2, chloroplastic. Lineage: Eukaryota; Viridiplantae; Streptophyta; Magnoliopsida; Asparagales; Asparagaceae. Gene Ontology annotation, cellular component: chloroplast outer membrane. Gene Ontology annotation, molecular function: amino acid transmembrane transporter activity. The record is from RefSeq and is a predicted model, not a curated record.
CGGCAGCUAAGCGGUUGCGGUUCCCUACUAAAGCGCCGCGAGCGGCGCAUGCGCGGCGACACGUGGCGUCCCUUCCUCUCUUCAGAGAUCCCUUCUUCAGCCGGACCCGCUCCUCUUCUCUCCUCUCCCAUCACAUCACCUUCCCUCCUCCUGCUGGUCCAAUCUUCUCUCGUUCCCACUCCCUCCCCCUCCCCGUCCGGUCGGCGAAAUUACGAUCCCGCCACGAUGAGCAACGGCAACUUGGAGACCCGAACCCUCUUCGACGAGCUCAAGAGCCUGGAGAAGGGGUGGCUCUUCGAUUUCGGCCACCCCCUCGUCAACCGCGUGGCCGAGAGCUUCGUCAAGGCCGCAGGGAUCGGCGCGAUUCAGGCGGUGUCUCGUGAGGCUUAUUUUACCGCUUCCGAAGCUGGAGGAGCUGAUUCUGCUUCAGUGCCGGAGCUCCCGAGCAGCAGAAGGCACAGGUUCCCUGGUCUAAGAGGCGAGAGCUCCAAAAAGUCACUCGAGGAAAUGGUGAGCCUUGGCAAACUGUGUUACCAAUGGCUCUUCCUUGCAGGUUUGGCCGCUGGCAUGUACUCUGGUUUGACCUACGGGUUAAGGGAGGCUCGUGGUUCACAUGACUGGAAGAACAGUGCUGUGGCCGGCGCAAUCACUGGAGCGGCGCUAGCACUGACUGCAGAGGACGCAACACACGAGCACAUAGUACAGUGUGCCAUCACCGGAGCAGCGAUUAGCACCGCUGCCAAUCUCCUCAGUGGAGUCUUUUAGUCGACUGUUACUCGCAUCUCUUGAAGUUGGGCUUUUUCUUUCAACAAGGACGUUUAUGUUAGUUAGUUUGGAUGUUAAGAGGUGAAACUUGGUUCGUGUAUGGACUCCGCAGUUGGUUCUAUUUUGUUUUAGGGUUUUUAAUGAAUUCUCAAGUAGUAUGCAUGUGAGUUCUAGUUCUCAUCUCAGCUCUUUCUUUGUAGAACAAUUCUGAUCUCUCUAUGGCUAAGGCAAAGCGGUACGCAUUGAUGAGAAAAUAUAUGAUCUUUUAUUUA